Molecule: messenger RNA, 1713 nt
Organism: Sciurus carolinensis (gray squirrel)
Lineage: Eukaryota; Metazoa; Chordata; Mammalia; Rodentia; Sciuridae
Product: cadherin-8-like
Exons: 4
Coding region: 349-927 (192 amino acids)
Biological process (GO): cell-cell junction assembly; homophilic cell-cell adhesion; multicellular organism development
Cellular component (GO): plasma membrane; catenin complex; axon terminus
Molecular function (GO): cadherin binding; calcium ion binding
Source: RefSeq, a predicted model, not a curated record
GCUCGGAGAGGCAUGAACAGAAUCUGGAGGCGCCUGCCCAGUGCACUGGGACCGGUCAGCACUGGCCGCCCUCGGGAGCGGACCCCAAGCCCCUCCAGCCAUUUGUGAACCCGGAAGCUUGAAAUUCACCAGCUCCAAGCCCCAGAAGAGAAAUUUCAAUGAAAAGGAAAGCCAAUGGAUUGUGGUCUUAAAAAAGCUGCUUAGAUGAUGUCUGUUUCCAGAGCUUUCAACAUGUGGCAGAGCUGUAAGGAAGCAUUCGGCACUGCAUGAUGAAUUGAAUGGCUGCGGACCGGAGGCAAACAAAAUAAUUGUCUCAUUUUCGUGGUGAUUUGCUUAACUGGUGGGACCAUGCCAGAACGGCUAGCAGAAAUGCUCUUGGAUCUCUGGACUCCAUUAAUAAUAUUAUGGAUUACUCUCCCCCCUUGCAUUUACAUGGCUCCGAUGAAUCAGUCUCACGUUUUAAUGAGUGGAUUCCCUUUGGAACUAAACAGACUGAGUGAAGAACAGCGGAUUUUGAACCGCUCCAAAAGAGGCUGGGUUUGGAAUCAAAUGUUUGUCCUGGAAGAGUUUUCUGGACCUGAACUGAUUCUUGUUGGCCGGCUACACACAGACCUGGAUCCUGGAAGCAAAAAAAUCAAGUAUAUCCUCUCAGGUGAUGGAGCUGGGACAAUCUUUCAAAUAAAUGAUGUUACUGGAGAUAUCCAUGCCAUAAAAAGACUUGACCGAGAGGAAAAGGCUGAGUACACCCUAACAGCUCAGGCAGUGGACUGGGAGACAAACAAACCUCUUGAGCCUCCUUCUGAAUUUAUUAUUAAAGUUCAAGAUAUCAACGACAAUGCACCCGAGUUUCUUAAUGGACCCUAUCAUGCGACCGUGCCAGAGAUGUCCAUUUUGGGUCUACAAGAUCCAGCACACAUAAGCAAUUAGCAUCAUAUUCAAAUGAGCAAGCAGGUGGAUGAAUUUAAACAUAUGCGAUUAUUUUCAAUAUCGGAUGGAAACUUUAAAUGAUAUCUACCAAGUAAACCCUUUGGAUCUGAAGAUAUUUCAACACAUCAUGAUUGAAGUUAUUGCUGUGGUAUCAGCAAUAGUGAGAAAGACCAUUUUGAAGCUCUUCCACCUCCUCAGGUCAUUGAGAUAAGAGUUGUGUUGGUUCUUGAAGGGAGAGUGCCACCUUAGAUAUGGUGUUUGAUUUAAAACCGAGAAGGUAUUCCUUAUUAAUUCUAAGAUUCUGCCUGACUUUUAAGGUAGAUAGAUAGCUCUUUACAUUCUACAGAGCUUCUAUUACUACAGAAACCAAUUUAAGGAGGUAACUCUUAGAUAUGUGAUCCAAGGUUAGGCUUAGGCCAGCUUAAAGAAUAUAAAAAUGUGCUUUCCAGUGUCUGAUUUAAUGCUUUCUUAAAGUGAUCAAAGUUAAAAGCUCAGACUUUGAAGCUAGGCUGGUGUUGGAGUCAUGGCUACUGGGCAAUCAAAGGAAGAGAAUUUACCUCUCUGAAUCUGAGUUUUUCUUUAAAAUGGGAUUAAAAAGAAAAAAAAAUAUAUAUGAAAGGAUAAAUGACUUUGCAUGGCAUGCAGUAUUUCAAUAAAUGUCAGUUUCGCAUGGUUCUGAGAUAUUGACUAUAAUCAUGAAGCUUACUUUUCUGUCAGCAUGCUGUUUCCAAAUUCUUUGAACAUCAAUGUGCAUAAAUUUGUAUCUUCCUCUUUGAUAUUUUUGUU